Glarea lozoyensis ATCC 20868 is the source of this 594-nucleotide messenger RNA. RefSeq lists its product as uncharacterized. The transcript has a single exon. Lineage: Eukaryota; Fungi; Ascomycota; Leotiomycetes; Helotiales; Helotiaceae. The record is from RefSeq and is a predicted model, not a curated record. The coding region runs from base 1 to 594 and encodes 197 amino acids.
AUGGCGCUGGUAGAGGACGAGGGUAAGAUUUGGCAAAGAUUUAACAGUCAACGUACGCUGAUGGGAAUUCAGGAUUGGCAGGUGUGUGUACCAACUGACAAACUCGAAGAGGCUUCCCGUCUUCUGCAAGGUCCACAGAAUAUGAAAUACUACACUAUCUCGGAAGAGGUUCCUGGACUUCACCCCGAAUCGCUAAUGCAUACGUUUCCACGUUUUAAGUGCAAUGGUAUUCUUCUGUGGUUCAAAUUAGUUCCAGCACUUGACUGCCACAUUCAGUGUGUACCGCAAAAUAUUGAACGCAGCAAAGCUGGGAUACCAUACCCCACCCUUCCGGUUUACGCGCAAAGUCUUCUUGACACUGCCAGCGGCACAGAUCUCGAGGAUUUGAUUGAUGGCAUGGACUUGACUGGGGAAUGGGGCGAAUCGAAUCUUGAUCUCGAAGGCACGAGCAAUGUUGCGUGGGCUACAGCAAAGAACGAACGCAUUCGAGCUUCGGUAGUUAUUGAUGAAAACACCUGUCUUUUCGAGCUGUGGGAAGGAGCUUUUCCUCGAAGGGCAUUCUGGGAAGAAAGACUAGGUCAGAAAGAGCACUGA